Molecule: messenger RNA, 522 nt
Organism: Trichomonas vaginalis G3
Lineage: Eukaryota; Parabasalia; Trichomonadida; Trichomonadidae
Exons: 1
Coding region: 1-522 (173 amino acids)
Source: RefSeq, a predicted model, not a curated record
AUGGACUAUAUUGCAAGCCUGUCUGAUGAUAAAAUGAGAUAUCUUUAUUAUGAAUCUUCACCAGGACAAACUUCACCAGAACAAUUGUUUUACUACAAAGAUGGAUACUCAUAUGGUACAGGUGAAAAUACAAAUCAGUACUAUGUUGGAUUCUAUUUGAAAAAACAUAUAUUUGAUAUCAGAUCAUUUUCAAUUGGCUCAUCUCUUAAUCCAACAAAUUCAAGGGUCCAUCCAGUGACAUGGAAGCUUAUGGGCUCUGUUGAUGAACAGAACUGGUUUGUUAUCGAUUCUCACACAAAUGAUAAUUUACUAAAUGGAUUUGACUUAAAAGCCCAUAUUGAUGUGCAAGGAUGUCUUGUACGACAUAUAAGAUUUGUAUCACCCUCAUACUUUGCUUUAAGAUACCUAGAUUUUUUCGGAAAUUUAUAUCCUUAUAACUUUAAAGCUUCACCUUGUCUUGUAAAAUACUAUUAUUGCCAAAUUAUAAGUUUAUGGCACAUGGUUAUACCUAUCUUAUUAUGA